This is a messenger RNA of Ochlerotatus camptorhynchus, 3729 nucleotides long. RefSeq lists its product as uncharacterized. The record is from RefSeq and is a predicted model, not a curated record. Gene Ontology annotation, biological process: DNA integration. Gene Ontology annotation, molecular function: nucleic acid binding. NCBI's taxonomy places the organism in Eukaryota, Metazoa, Arthropoda, Insecta, Diptera, Culicidae. The coding region runs from base 1 to 3729 and encodes 1242 amino acids. The transcript has 6 exons.
AUGGAGGAAAUCAAGCCGCUCAUCCACCAACGCGGUCAGGUAAAGGGCAAGGUGACUGCGAUCGCCAAUGCCUUGGAAAAAUGCGAAAAUGAUCCUAGCCAAGUGAGUCUUCCCUUUCUUAAAGUUUACGCCAAAAAGCUAGAAGCUCAUUAUGCUGAAUAUUCCGUUUUACACAAGGAGAUUAUUUGUUCCAUUCCUCCUGGUAAAACGGAUGAUCAAGAUGAAAAAUUGAACGAAUUCGACAAACUUCAUACCGAUUGUUUGAUUCGGUUGGAGUUUCUCAUGGAAAGUUUAAGUACUCCUACCAGUGUUUCCUUUACCAACGCCGCUACGCCAGCUAGUGCCACCCAAGUGAUAGUACAGCAACAGCCGCUCAAGGCCCCAAUCCCCACUUUUGACGGGCGCUACGAAAAUUGGCCUCAAAAGGCACUAGUUGGUGCUGCCUCCGGUAUUCUUGAUGCCAAAACCCUGUCUGAUAACAACUACAACCACGCGUGGGAAAUACUAACCGAUAGAUAUGAAAAUCCGAGGAUUAUUAUCGAUACCCAUAUUGACGAGCUUCUAGCUAUGAGAAAGAUGUGCAAAGAGUCUCACAAAGAACUACGUGAUUUGGUGGAUACGUGUACGAGGCACGUUGAGGGUCUUAGGGUUAUGAAACAAUCAGUUGAGGGUACAACUGGGUUAAUUAUCAAUAAGAUUUUGACUUCUUGUCUCGACGCAUCCACACGUAAGCAAUGGGAACGCUCUCUUGCCCAUGGGGAACUACCGAAUCUUGAAAAGACACUGACAUUCCUGAAGGAUCAGUGUCGUGUCCUUGAACGUUGUGAAGCGGAUCAUCCUACAAUCGUAAAAUCCCAUCCUGUUAAAUCAUCUCAACCAACCGCUAAGCCCAAUAGCGUGAAGGUUCACGCUACUACAUCCGACAGUAGUAGUGAGUCUUGUCAGUUCUGUGCUAAGAGUCACUUUAAUUACCAAUGUACCGAUUUCCAUAAACUGCCUGUGUCGGAUCGAGUAACAAAGAGAAACUGCAGCAAGUGUAACAAGCGACACCAUUCUCUUUUGCAUGAGGAUGGAUUCAAACGUGAAAGUAAUGUGAAUUCCAACAACCAUCCCGUCCAGAGCAAAGGUGAGAAUGAACGGGUUUCCCUUGUGGUAACUCCCCAAACCCCGUGUGAUGAUUCCGCAAAUUCCUCUACUGUGUCUACCCAGCCGUCCGUCUGUUCUCUGAGUGUUGCCGUCCCUAAUGUCUUGCUUCUAACUGCUGUGGUGAGCUUGGUUGAUAAAAAUAAUAAGCAUAUUCCAUGCCGUGCCUUCCUGGAUUGUGGUGCUCAAACGAAUCUGAUUUCUCUUCCCAUGUACGAAAAGCUUGGUCUCGAGGGAGUUCCUGUUUCCAUUGACAUUGUUGGAGUCAGCAAUGUGCGCACCAAAUCCAAACGUCUAGUAACCGUGAGCCUCCAAUCCCUCUACAGGGACUUUCAAGUAGAUCUCAAAUGUUUGGUAACUCCAAAGAUCACGAAUGCUCUCCCAUCCAAACCUGUUAAUAUCAGUCAGUGGAACAUUCCUUCUGGAUUUCAGUUGGCUGACCCUAAUUUCUAUGUACCUUCUGAUGUGGAUCUGUUGAUUGGACUUGGCCAUUUUUUCAGACUAUUGAGGACUGGACAUCUCGUUCUUGGUGAUGGUCUUCCAGAGUUGCGUGAAACCGAACUGGGUUGGGUGGUUUCCGGUGUAAUUCGUGAUGAGUCUGUAGCAUGCCUAAGCCCGCAGCAAAUCAACACCGUUACUAUCGAAUCGCUCAACGAAAUGAUUAAAAGUUUCUGGGAAAUUGAAGAAAUCAGCAAUGUUUCCCAGCGUACUGUUGAAGAAGAGGAGUGUGAAGAGACUUUCCGCAGCACUCAUCGUCGUGAUCCUACCGGUAGAUAUGUUGUGAAGUUACCAUUCCGUGAAAAUGUUUCUCAGCUCGAUGAUAAUCGUUCGUUGGCUCUUCGUCGCUUUUACUUUCUUGAAAGGCGUCUCCUUCGUGAGCCUGAGCUUCACGCGCAAUACUCGAAAUUUAUCGAGGAAUAUGAAAGCCUAGGGCAUUGCAGAGAAGUUCGUGAGUCAGAUGAUCCUCCCAGCAUGUUGAAGUAUUACUUGCCACAUCAUGCUAUCCUAAGGCCGUCGAGUUCAAGUACCAAGCUACGAGUUGUUUUCGAUGCAUCGGCAAAGCUCUCCUCCGGAACCUCACUAAACGACGUUUUGCAGGUCGCUUUCCUUCGAAUUUUCUGGCGUUCAAAGCCAUCGGAAGCUCUCAGAGUUCUCGAGCUACUAACCGUGACUUACGGUACCUCCGCUGCUCCGUUUCUUGCAACCAGAACGUUGCUUCAGUUGUGUAUUGAUGAAGGUGACGAGUUUCCGCUGGCAGCGCAUAUUAUUCGAGAGGAUUGCUACGUUGACGAUGUUCUGUCAGGUACUGACAGUAUCGAGAAGGCCAUCGAAUGUCGUCAACAAAUUCGGAAUUUGUUGCAGAAAGGAGGUUUCCCAGUGCAUAAAUGGUGUUCCAAUGAUCAAAGGAUUCUCGAAGGUGUUCCCGAAUCUGAGCGUGAAACUCUUGUCCAAUUGAACGAAAUAUCCGCCAAUGAAGUCAUAAAAACCCUCGGUCUUCUUUGGUGUCCAAAUAGCGAUGAAUUUCUAUUUGCGAUCAACCCUGAUCUUUCCGAGAUGUCACCCGUUACAAAACGAAGACCUUUGCUGGAAGAUGGGGUUCUACGUGUUGGAGGACGGAUUCAGAAUUCCCGGGUUCCCCUGAGUACGAAACACCAGUACAUCUUGCCAAAUCACCCUUUGACCGAUCUUCUCAUUCGAGCAUACCACGAGGAACACCUCCAUGUCGGACCGUCUGGUUUGUUGUCCGCUCUUCGUCAACGCUUUUGGUUGCUGGGAUCUCGAUCGGCUGUACGGAAGAUUACACGAGGAUGUGUCCGAUGCUUCCGUAUAAAACCUAAGGGAGUUACUCAAUAUAUGGGUAGCUUGCCAGUUAGUCGCGUUACUCCUGCAGCUCCUUUUGAAGUAUCUGGAGUCGAUUAUGCAGGGCCGUUCGUUAUUAAGCAUGGAGUAAGGAAACCAAUUCUCGUGAAGGCAUACAUUGCGGUUUUUGUAUGUCUGGUAACAAAAUCCAUUCAUCUGGAAUUAGUGUCGGACAUGACUACGGCUGCCUUCAUCGCCGCUCUACAGAGGUUUAUCAGUCGGAGAGGUUUAGUUAGAGAGUUGCACUCGGAUAACGGUAGCAAUUUCCGAGGUGCCCGGACAGAACUACAUGAGGUUUUUGUCUUAUUUCGUGAUCACUCCGCUGUUCAUGAAAUUGAAUCCUUCUGCCAAACCAAGGAAAUUGUUUGGCAUUUCAUUCCACCAGAUGCUCCCGAGUUUGGAGGCUUGUGGGAAGCUGGCGUCAAAAGCACAAAGUACCACCUGAAGCGAAUACUCAAGGAAACUCCGUUGACUUUCGAAGAAUUCUACACGCUGCUUACUCAAGUGGAAGCAAUUCUAAAUUCACGACCUUUGUUUUCCCAUUCCGAUGAUCCAACUGAAGGCGAAGUAAUUACCCCUGCACACUUCCUCAUCGGAAGACCACUUACCGCUAUUCCUGAGCCUUCCUAUGAAGGCCUGAAUGACAAUAAGCCUAAGGUCAACAAUCAGGAAUCUCCAGGUGAAUCAUCGAAUCGCGUGGGGGAGGAUGUUCGCAACAGCGAAUAA